UUGACAAAUAUCGGGGGAGGAGCACUGCGGCGUAAGUAGAGCUUUGUUCAGUCUGGAAUAUGUCCUGCACUAUUUACACCAUAUUAACUACACAGUUAAAUGUCUUUUUACAUUGUGUUUAGUAGCUGUUGCAGUCACUGUCUUCACUAGAGCAGCACAAAGGAAAGUGCUUCGUUAAACAUCUGUACGAACCGCUGGGGCCGAGUGGUUAUGUAGCAGAAAGAUCCGUGUCAAGUCAACACAACGACACAGUUGAUUUCCGGUGAAAUUUACAAAUUAAAAUAUCUUCUUACUCACGCAUCCAAAUUUUUCCGAGUUACGUGGCUAAAAUUAACAAUACAAAAAUACAUCUAGAGAUUCUUUUUGUAAUGCAAACGAAAUCGCUCCCUCACAACACCGCUGUGCUUCGCCCAGACGAACGACCGCGCAGUUUCUUCUUCAGUAUUUUUAAAAGCAGAAUCGGUCGUUUCCGUUUCCACCCGCACUAACGUUCGCAGCUUGCUCAGCACCCACAGCUAGCUACCGCCAACCUUUACUAACAUCGUUCCAGCUUUAUUCUCCUGUUUUCACGCUUAUUACUGUUCAAUGUCUUAACGGUAGUCAGCAUUGUGUGGUUUCGAGCAAAGUUUCGCCUCGUUUCUCUGUCAAACUUAUGAACUUGUCUGACAGUCUGGCUGUGGGCGCGAGUGAAGGCGGUCUCCUCGUCCAACACCUUCGCUAGAAAUGAAGAGCCAACAGAAAAGCCCCGAACCAGACGGGAGUGUUGCCGUCAACGAGGAAGGGUCCGUAGCCACAGCAGAGGAUCCAGCAGCCAUUGCCACCAUCCAGUCUGCUGCCACCUUCACCGACCAGCCCAUCAAAUAUCUCUUCAAGACAGAAGGAGCAGGAGGGCAGGUGACCUACAGAGUGAUCCAGGUGUCAGAUGGCCAGUUGGAGGGUCAGACAGAUGGAGCUGCAGCAGUUAGCCUGGUCGCUGGCUUCCCUGCCACCACCCAGGCUGUCACACAGGCCGUCUUUUCCCAGUCGGAGGGGUUGGAGGGAGACGGCAGCACUGAGACGCAGUACACCUACUACCCAGCCACCAUAGCAGACGCCACCACCGGCACCAUGGUGACCACAGUGCAAGCGUCUGACACUCUGCUGGGCCAGACCACUCCCACAGGUCAGCUUUAUGUUAUGAUGUCACCCCAGGAGGUUUUGACAGGAUCAAAUCAGCGGACAAUCGCACCUCGCACUCAGCCAUACAUCGCAAAGCAGGAGGCUCCUCGGGCCUCGAGAGAUGAGAAACGGCGAGCCCAGCACAACGAAGUUGAGCGCAGACGCAGGGACAAGAUCAACAACUGGAUUGUGCAGCUUUCAAAGGCCAUCCCAGACUGUAACGUUGACUACACCAAGACAGGACAGAGUAAAGGGGGGAUCUUGUCCAAAGCCUGCGAGUACAUCAAGGAGCUUCGACAGAGCAACCUGAAGCUGGGGGAAGAUAUCAGUGUUCUGGAUCGUCUCAGGAUUGACAACCAGCUGCUCAGACAGGAGGUGGAAGACUGGAAGUCCAAGAAUCAGAUCCUGAGAAAUCUUUUGCGACAGCAUGGCAUUGUGGGAUCAUCCAGCACAGACCCCCAGUAGAAGCCUGUUGCCGACGGGUAUUUGAAGACAACCACACAUGGGCCAAAAGAGUACUUGAAAUGCGUUUAGAUACUUUAUAUGUGAUCGAGCGUGCAUGAAAUAGGGGAAAUAACUGAAUAUUGUAAUGAAUAUUCAAAUCCAACGUUGUUUUUGAAGCUUUUUACAACAUUGAAAUCUUUUACAUAGUAUUUACAAUACAAUCAUUACGUAAAGACGAAAGAUCUGCUUCACAAGUCCCGCUGAUUUAGCAAAGCCCUCAUUGAAUGCCUCCCUCAACAAACAUGAUUGUUAGUAAGCCUCCAGUGCAGUAAGCUUCAGAACAUGACCAGCUUCUCGUGUCCAGUUUCUUUUCCUAACCUCCGAGCUGUGUAAUACGAAGCAAGAUUAAUGGCCAGAAUUUUCCCUGUCAUGAAUGUGGCUCUGUAUUCACCUGUUAAAUCACCAUGGUAACUGAUGCUACACUCAGCCGGUCAUGGAGGAGGCUCUGUUUAGAGUUUGGGAUUGAAAUUGACUGUAAGAAGCAUCAGUUGUUUUUCUCCUGAUUCUCUCUGAGUGAUACAGAUUCUUGUAUCAGCAAAUCCGCUGAGCUGUAAAUCAGUGAACGAAGCCCUGCAGUUCUAGUGUCGCACAAUGUGUUGUUGUGUUGCUGCGUAUGUGCGCUACAUGCAUUCAAGUGAUGCAGAAAAUGCAUAAAUACAUUUUUAUUUUUGACCCUAAUUUGCUGCCCAGUCCGUUUCACACUGAUGGUACUGCAGCUAAUAGACAACAGACUAGAAAAAUAAUGAGCUUAUUUACAAAGAAAAUUCAGUAAAGUAAAACUGAUUUCACUUUUUUUUAACCUAAAACUAGUGAUCCUUCUUCAUGGGACAGUGUCAGACCUAAACGCACUUGUCGAAUAUCGUGUUUAAAUGAAUGCUAAUGUGCAGUUGUAUGUUAGAAAGAAACAGCUGCAUUGAUCGGUAGAGUAAAUGUAUUAACUUAAACGAUUAACAAUUUUUUUUUACCCACAUUCCUCUCGUGCAUCAUUUGCAGUGACGGUGCUUUUUUAUCGUGAUGCAUUUUUCUACUCCUCAUAGCUCUUCAUUAUGACUCAAGUUAUAACCUCUGAAUUAGGUAGGUGGCACAUCAUUGGUCCAUUUCGUGUGGGGGGGAAAAAAAAGAGACCGUGAAGAAAGCCUGGGUCAGCAUAGAAAGCUGAUUAUGAUCUCCAUUAUCUCUUUGCCGGCUUACACAAAGAAAUUCUGUUUUUUGUCAAACUUGCUUCGUAGCACAGCCCUCUGCAGUCAUUUCUGUAUCAAAAGCACUCUUCUUAAUGUCUCCAAACGUCGUAUUCCUUCAGUCUAUCUGUUGACCAGUUGAUACCAAGUUUGUCAUCCAGUUCAUAGUCCAGCUUUUAUUUUGUUUUUUUUCGCUUUGUAUUUUUCUAUGUUACAUGAAGCCUCAUUGGGGACAAUAAUUACAUUGCAACAAUGUAACUAACUAAGUAAGCAGGAGGUGGUGAGCAUGGCAUUGUAGGUAGGCUAUGUAUGUCUUUAUAAUAAAAAAUAUCAAAUAAUAUACUAUAUGUCAUAAACCACUUCCAGUUGUGUUUAUUAAAGUUGAUAAAUUGGUUAAA
Molecule: messenger RNA, 3238 nt
Organism: Stegastes partitus (bicolor damselfish)
Lineage: Eukaryota; Metazoa; Chordata; Actinopteri; Pomacentridae
Gene: usf1
Product: upstream transcription factor 1
Exons: 10
Coding region: 724-1623 (299 amino acids)
Biological process (GO): regulation of transcription by RNA polymerase II
Molecular function (GO): protein dimerization activity; RNA polymerase II cis-regulatory region sequence-specific DNA binding; DNA-binding transcription factor activity, RNA polymerase II-specific
Source: RefSeq, a predicted model, not a curated record